AUGGCAGGGUUUCAGGUGGAGAUGAAGGCCCUGAGCCUGCUGGCACCGUGUUCCCCGACUGGGGUCCAGACUCUCAGGCCGGAGAGCCUCCUGCUCGUGUCCACCCUGGAUGGAAGUCUCCAUGCACUAAGCAAGCAGACAGGGGACUUGAAGUGGACGCUGAGGGAUGAUCCCAUCAUCCAAGGGCCAAUGUACGUCACCGAAACGGCCUUCCUCUCAGACCCAGCUGAUGGCAGCCUGUACACCUUGGGGACCCAGAAACAGCAGGGCUUGAUGAAACUGCCGUUCACCAUCCCCGAGCUGGUCCACGCCUCCCCGUGCCGCAGCUCCGACGGUGUCUUCUACACGGGCCGAAAGCAGGAUGCCUGGUUUGUGGUGGACCCCGAGUCAGGGGAGACACAGAUGACCCUGACCACAGAAGGCGCCUCUACGCCCCGCCUCUACAUUGGCCGCACACAGUACACGGUCACCAUGCAUGACCCCCGGACCCCGGACCUGCGCUGGAACACCACCUACCGCCGCUACUCAGCGCCCCUGCUGGAUGGCUCUCCUGGAAAAUACAUGAGCCACCUAGCAUCCUGUGGGAUGGGCCUGCUGCUCACUGUGGACCCAGGAAGUGGGGCGGUGCUGUGGACACAAGACCUGGGUGUGCCUGUGAUGGGCAUCUACACCUGGCACCAGGACAGCCUGCACCAGCUACCCCAUCUCACACUGGCUCGGGACACCCUGCACUUCCUCGCCCUCCGCUGGGGCUACAUCCGACUGCCUGCCUCCCGCCCCCAGAACACAGCCCAUUUCUCUGUCUUGGACAUCCAGCUGCUGAUGACGCUGUAUGUGGGGAAGGAGGAAGCUGGCUUCUACGUCUCCAAAGCACUGGUCCACACAGGGGUGGCCCUGGUGCCUCGUGGACUGACCCUGGCCUCCAUGGAUGGCCCCACCACAGAAGAGGUGACACUCCAAGUCUCAGGAGAGCGAGAGGGCUCUCCUAGCACAGCUGUCAGAUACCCCUCAGGCAGCGUGGCCCUCCCUAGCCAGUGGCUGCUCAUUGGACACCACGAGCCACCCCCAGUCCUGCACACCACCAUGCUGAGAGUCCAUCCCACCCCAGGAAGUGGAACCGCUGAAACCAGACCCUCCAAGAGCAUGCAGGCCCCAGCCCUCUCCUCGGAGCUCCUGAGCCUGAGUCGGGAGGAACCUCGCGACCUGGAGCUGCACCCGGAAGAGAAAACUCCAGACUUGUAUCUAGGGCUGGGGCCCCAAGACCUGCUGGUGGCCAGCCUCACUGCAGUCCUCCUGGGAGGGUGGAUGCUCUUCGUGAUGAGGCAGCAGCAGCAGCUGGCAGAGAAGCAGCAGGCCCCCCUGGCACCCGCAGGCCCUCCUCCCAUCUCACAGGGGGCUCUAUCCCAGCUCUCGGGGACCACCCCACAGGACCAGAAGAGGCUGCAAAGCCCCUCGGAGCAAACCUCGCCACUUGAAGACCCUGAAGCUGAGCAGCUCACUGUGGUGGGGAAGAUCUCCUUUAACCCCAAGGAUGUGCUGGGCCGUGGGGCAGGCGGGACUUUCGUUUUCCGGGGACAGUUUGAGGGGCGGGCAGUGGCUGUCAAGCGACUCCUUCGUGAAUGCUUUGGCCUGGUCUGGCGGGAGGUCCAGCUGCUGCAAGAGUCAGACAGGCACCCCAAUGUGCUCCGCUACUUUUGUACAGAGCGGGGACCCCAGUUCUACUACAUCGCCCUGGAGCUCUGCCCUGCCUCCUUGCAGGAGUACGUGGAACACCCCGAGCUGGACCGCUGGGGCCUGGAGCCUGAGACAGCGCUGCAGCACCUCAUGUCUGGCCUGGCCCACCUGCACUCUCUACACAUAGUGCACCGGGACCUGAAGCCAGCCAACGUGCUCAUCACGGGGCCUGACGGCCAGGGCCGAAGCAGGGCGGUCCUCUCCGACUUCGGCCUGUGCAAGAAGCUUACAGCCGGCCGCUGCAGCUUCAGCCUGCGCUCAGGUGUCCCGGGCACAGAGGGCUGGAUGGCGCCUGAGCUCCUACAGCUGCUGCCCCCAGACAGCCCUACCAGUGCGGUGGACAUCUUCUCUGCAGGCUGCGUGUUCUACUAUGUGCUUUCCAGCGGCAGCCACCCCUUUGGAGAGAGUCUGUAUCGACAGGCAAACAUCCUUGCAGGGGCUCCCUGUCUGGCUCACCUGGAGGAAGAGGCCCAUGACAAGGCGGUUGCCCGGAGCCUGGUGGAGGCCAUGCUAAGCCCACAGCCCCAGGAGCGCCCCUCUGCUCCGCAGGUGUUGGCCCACCCCUUCUUCUGGAGCCCAGCCAAGCAGCUCCAGUUCUUCCAGGAUGUCAGUGACUGGCUGGAGAAGGAGCCUGAACAGGGGCCCCUGGUGACGGCCCUGGAGGCAGGAGGCUCCGCCGUGGUCCGGGGUGACUGGCACAAGCACAUCUCGGUGCCGCUGCAGACAGAUCUGAGGAGGUUCCGGUCCUACAAGGGGACCUCAGUGCGAGACCUGCUCCGCGCCAUGAGGAACAAGAAGCACCACUACAGGGAGCUCCCAGGAGAGGUCCGGCAGGCGCUAGGCGGCGUCCCCGACAGCUUCGUCCAGUACUUCACAGCCCGCUUCCCGCAGCUGCUCCUCCACACACACCGCGCCAUGAGGAGCUGCGCCUCCGAGAGCCUCUUCUUGCCCUACUACCCACCCGCCCCAGGGACCAGGGAGCCGCGCCAGGGAGCUGCCGGGAGCUGA
Messenger RNA from Miniopterus natalensis, 2742 nucleotides. Lineage: Eukaryota; Metazoa; Chordata; Mammalia; Chiroptera; Miniopteridae. The record is from RefSeq and is a predicted model, not a curated record.